Molecule: messenger RNA, 4337 nt
Organism: Pelodiscus sinensis (Chinese soft-shelled turtle)
Lineage: Eukaryota; Metazoa; Chordata; Testudines; Trionychidae
Source: RefSeq, a predicted model, not a curated record
UUUAAAAAUGGAAACCUAGUUGUAAUAAGAGACAACUGGGGAGGAGGGGUGUGUAUGGAGGGAGUAUGUGUGAUCUAAGAGUCCCUUCAAAUGAGGCUCAGAAAUGCAGUCCUGAAGAAAAUGCUUCCUUCUUCAGUAAGGUAACAUAUUCCUGGUAUAGCAGAAUAAUAACUUUAGGCUACAAGAAACCAUUGGAAAGAGAGGACCUUUUUGAAUUGAAUGAAAGUGACUCUCCAUAUAUUGUAUGUCCCAACUUUGAAAAGCAUUGGAGGAAGGAACUUUUAAAGGCAAGAAAAGGUUUAAAGGCUCCUCAUGACAAAGGGGUGAUAUCAGAGAAAGCAAGUUUUGAGAAACCAUCUCUGCUUUAUCCUUUAUGGCAGACAUUUCGAUUUUUAUUGAUUAAAGUGGCCAUUCUGAAAGUUGCAUCUGAUAUUCUAGCCUUCAUUGGCCCACAGAUAAUGAAGGAAAUGAUAACUCUGUUUGAAAAUCGCUCUGAUUUAUACUGGAACCGGUACGGCUAUGCCAUUGCUCUUCUUGUUGUGGUUGUUUUGCAGUCACUUGUCCAUCAGUUAUACCAACGUUUCAAUAUGCUCACCUCUGUCAAAAUUAAGACAGCUGUUGUUGCCCUGAUAUACAAAAAGGCUUUAAGCUUAGCUAAUUCUUCACGACGAAAAUAUACAACAGGUGAAAUUGUUAACUUGAUGUCAGCAGAUGCCCAACAACUUAUGGAACUGACUGUCAACCUCAAUCUUCUAUGGUCAGCACCAUUUCAGAUCCUGAUGGCAAUUGUCUUUCUCUGGCAAGAACUGGGCCCAUCAGUGCUAGCAGGUGUUGCAGUGCUCAUUUUGGUUAUACCUAUAAAUGCUUUUGUUGCUGCAAAAGUAAAACAGCUGAGGAAAAACCAAAUGAAGAAUACAGAUCAACGAAUAAAACUACUAAAUGAAAUCUUGCAUGGAAUAAAGAUUCUUAAACUUUAUGCCUGGGAACCUUCUUAUCAGAAGAAGGUUGUGGAAAUUCGAGAACAUGAAAUAAAUGUUCUGAAGUCAUCUGGGUACCUGACAACUUUCUCCAUGCUAACUUUAACCUGUAUUCCUUUUAUGGUCUCUUUGGCUACAUUUGGAGUCUAUUUUCUGCUGGAUGAAGCAAAUGUCCUCACUGCAACUAAAGUUUUUACAUCAAUCUCUUUGUUUAAUAUUUUGCGAUUACCUUUGUUUGAUUUGCCAACAGUGAUCUCAGCUAUAGCCCAGACAAAGGUUUCUGUGGGUCGUUUAGAGGAUUUUUUAAAUUCUGAAGACCUUGACCCUCAAAACAUUGACUCCAACUACAGUGGAAAUCAUGCUGUGGGAUUUAUCGGUGCUUCUUUCCGAUGGGAAAAUACUGGACCUUCGAUCUUAAAUAAUUUGAACAUGAAGAUCCCAGAAGGCUCUUUAGUUGCUGUUGUGGGGCAGGUUGGAUCUGGAAAGUCAUCUCUACUUUCUGCUAUUCUGGGAGAAAUGAACAAGUAUGAAGGAACAGUCCAAAGAAAAGGUUCAGUAGCUUAUGUUUCCCAGCAGGCCUGGAUUCAGAAUUCCAUUUUGCAAGAAAAUAUUCUCUUUGGCUUAGGUCUAAACAGGUCAUAUUAUGAGAGGGUUUUGGAAGCCUGUGCUCUACUACCAGAUUUGGAGCAGUUACCAAAUGGGGAUCAAACAGAGAUUGGAGAAAGGGUAAUAAAUAUAAGUGUGGGGCAGAAGCAAAGAGUUAGUCUGGCUAGAGCAGUUUACAGCAAUGCUGACCUCUAUCUUCUGGAUGACCCCUUGUCUGCUGUAGAUGUACAUGUUGGAAAGCACCUUUUUGAGAAGCUGAUUGGGCCCUCAGGGCUCUUAAAAAACAAGACACGUAUUUUAGUGACCCAUAAUCUGACACUCCUGCCUCAGACAGAUGUUAUAAUUGUAAUGGAAGAUGGUAGGAUAGCACACAUGGGAACCUAUCAAGAGCUGCUCUCAGAAAGAGCUAACUUUGCUGAGUUCCUUCAAAUCUUCAGUGCAGAAAAUAAAAGUGAAGAUCCACCUCAAGUGAAAGUGCCUUCUUUAAAGAGAGAAAGUCAAAAAGGCAAUAUUCUGCCUCAAAAAGAGCUCCUGGGGCAUAAAGACAGUUCUGCCUUUGAACAAGCCAAAGCAUCCUCAAUGAAGAAAGAAAAUGUUGCUACUGGCAGUAUGAAGAUGUCAGUGGUUUUGAAAUAUCUGCAAGCAUUUGGCUGGCUAUGGGUAUGGCUAACCUUAAUUGCUUAUGUAGGACAAAAUGCAGUAGCCAUAGGACAAAAUCUGUGGCUUAGCACCUGGUCAGUAGCAGAAGAAAAAAAUAAGGAUUACGGAGAAUGGAAACACUUAAGAAACAAUAAACUUGGUGUCUAUGGGCUUUUGGGAUUCAUACAAGGUCUUAUGGUCUGCUAUGGUGCAUACGUGCUUACCCGGGGAUCCCUCUGUGCGUCUCGGACAUUGCAUAAUCAGAUGUUAGACAACGUACUCCAUCUUCCCCUCCAGUACUUUGAAACUAAUCCCGUUGGGCAGAUCAUCAAUAGAUUCACAAAGGACGUGUUUAUCCUUGAUCUACGCUUCCAUUACUACUUACGCACCUGGUUAAACUGUACACUAGAUGUUAUUGGAACCAUUUUAGUGAUCGUGUCUGCUUCACCACUCUUCAUAUUGAUAGUUAUUCCCCUAGGAUACUUGUAUUUUAUUAUCCAACGAUACUACAUAGCUAGUUCACGACAAAUCCGACGAUUAACUGGAGCAUCAAACACUCCUGUGAUCUCCCAUUUCAGUGAAACUCUUUUAGGACUAUCUACAAUUCGGGCAUUUGGACACCAGGAAAGGUUCAUAAGACGAAACAAAGAUGUGAUGAAUGAGAACUUGGUUUGCUUCUACAACAAUGUUAUCUCAAACAGGUGGUUGGCUGUCAGGCUUGAGUUUCUAGGAAGCCUGAUGGUUUUCUUUGCUGCCUUGUUUGCAAUGAUGGCUGGAAAUACAAUUAAUUCCUCCACAGUGGGUUUAUCGAUAUCAUACGCACUAAAUAUAACUCAAACUUUGAAUUUUUGGGUUCGUAAAGCAUGUGAAAUUGAAACAAAUGGAGUUUCCAUUGAAAGAAUUUGUGACUAUGAAAAAAUGGGCAAAGAGGCCCCCUGGAUAAUGUCUAAAAGACCACCAAUGGGAUGGCCCAAUAAAGGGAUAAUAGAGUUCAUUAAUUACAAAGCUCGGUAUAGAACAGAUCUUGGUUUGGCCCUACAAGAUAUCUCCUUCCAAACGCAGAGUAAAGAGAAGGUUGGAAUUGUAGGAAGAACAGGAGCUGGUAAAUCAACACUCACAAAUUGUUUGUUUAGAAUUAUAGAGGGAGCUGGAGGCAAAAUAAUUAUAGAUGGAAUUGAUAUAUCAACUAUUGGCCUACAUGAUCUACGUGGCAAUCUUAACAUUAUUCCACAGGACCCUGUAUUGUUCUCCGGAACCAUCCAAUCUAACUUGGAUCCUUUUGGAAAAUAUUCUGAUCGUGAGCUAUGGGAGGCAGUGGAGUUGUGUGACUUAAAGAAUUUUGUCCAAUCACUGCCAAAGAAGCUCCUUCAUGAGAUUUCAGAGGGUGGUGAAAACCUCAGUGUUGGUCAGAGGCAACUUGUCUGUCUUGCCCGUGCUUUGCUACGGAAGACAAAAAUUCUGAUCUUAGAUGAAGCGACAGCUUCUGUUGACGUGGAAACAGAUAAUCUAGUGCAGUCAACCAUCCGGAAGGAGUUUUACAACUGCACAGUCCUAACUAUAGCCCACAGAUUGCAUACAAUAAUGGAUUCUGAAAGAGUGCUUGUUCUGGGCUCUGGAAGAAUUAUAGAAUUUGAUACCCCACAUAAUUUAGUACUUCAGCAAGGAGUUUUUUCUAAAAUGAUUUCUGAGGCUGGGAUAAUUCAAGAUUCAAAUAACUCAUGAACUUAUUUUUGUCACAAGAAGAUUGCGGUUUCUUUUUUCUGAACUUGAAUGCAGGAAAUGCUCCAUUGAUGUGUGGUUAAUUGUAUCCUUGACAUUAUGAAAUGAUGAUACAAUUUAGGAGAAUGGGUAGUUUUAAUACUACAUACGUCGUAGGAAAAAAAAGCAGAUGAUGGCUACUGUUGUGAUCUGCAGUGCAUACUCCUGAAUCUUCUUUAAAUUGUUUUUAUAUAAAUUUUUCACUAGAACUAAAACAUUGUAUACAGUGAAUUUUGCUUUAAUAAAUGAUCUACAAACUACAUCAAUGCUUGUUAACCACAAUAGUUAACACUUCAGAACCUUCAGACUUUGUUUUGGAUGAAUCUGUUUGUAUGUUUUAAAUUAUUUAAUAAAUAA